UCCUCUCGGUGCAGCCAACACAAGUUGAAGGAUCCAUCCAGGGGACGGGACGCUCUCCUAGCUCCCUCUCGUUCUCCCGCAUGGUGGAUAUCCUGCUCACUGCCUCUUUCUUGGAUGAUAUGGGGGAUCAUUCCAAAACAAAAUCGCCUGAAAAGCUGCAUCUCUAAUUAAGAAUCUCUAGAUAAAUGUCACAAUUUAUGUGUUCUGGCUAAAAGAAACCAGGAAUUGCAAUGUGCGUGGGCUGCGGGAGUCAGAUACACGACCAGUACAUCAUGAGGGUGUCCCCGGACCUGGAGUGGCACGCAGCCUGCCUCAAGUGUGCAGAGUGCAGCCAGUAUUUGGACGAGAGCUGCACUUGCUUUGUCCGGGACGGAAAGACUUAUUGUAAAAGAGAUUAUGUAAGGUUAUUUGGCAUAAAAUGUGCUAAAUGUAACACGGGCUUCUGCAGCAGCGACCUGGUGAUGAGAGCUCGAGAAAGUGUGUAUCACAUGGAGUGCUUCCGAUGCUCGGUGUGCAGUCGACACCUCCUGCCCGGGGACGAGUUCUCGGUGCGGGACGACGAGCUGCUGUGUCGGGCCGACCAUGCCCUGCUGCUGGAUAGGACCGCCGCCGAUAGCCCGCUAAGCCCCGGGAACAUUCACACCAGACCCCUGCACAUCACCGACCCAGUCUCCGUUCGGCACCCACCACAUCACCGGAACCACAUCCACAAGCAGUCCGAGAAGACCACCCGGAUCCGGACGGUGCUGAACGAGAAGCAGCUCCACACGUUGCGGACGUGCUACAACGCCAACCCGAGGCCCGACGCCCUGAUGAAGGAGCAGCUGGUGGAGAUGACCGGCCUGAGCCCCAGGGUGAUCCGGGUCUGGUUCCAGAACAAACGCUGCAAAGACAAGAAGAGGUCCAUUCUGAUGAAGCAGCUGCAGCAGCAGCAGCAACACUGCGACAAAACGAACCUGCAGGGCCUCACAGGAACGCCCCUGGUGGCGGGCAGUCCCAUCCGCCACGACAGCACCGUGCAGGGGAACUCCGUGGAGGUGCAAACCUACCAGCCACCGUGGAAGAGCCUCAGUGGAAGUGACCUGGACCAGCCCGCAUUCCAACAACUGAUGUCAUUUUCCGAGUCGGGCUCGUUGGGGAACUCUUCGGCCAGUGACGUCACCUCGCUGUCGUCUCAGCUUCCGGACACGCCGAACAGCAUGGUACCGAGUCCGGUGGACACGUGAGCAGCAGCUCGGUCACGGGACGCAGAGUCCUUCCUCCAGAACUGAACAACCACAGGAUGGAUGCUAGUGCUGCUGCUGAUGGAUUUACUCGAGUGGAUACUCAAAAGCUCGUUUUUUUUGGGGGGGGGGGGCUCAAGGGCACUACAGGAGCGGACACGCCUUGUGGGAUUUGAACCAUAGUGUCUCUGUGGAAGCCAGAAUACAUGUGUGGAUGUGCAUGGCAUCGCUUUAUAAUUUGCGCAGAAAAAUAAGUUAUUAUUAUUUAUUAUUCCAAAAUAGCCAACCUUACCAAUAAAACAAUGGUUCUAAUUCAUUUAUUUGCAUGCAAAUUUGUCUAUUCCGCUCACAUAUUUAAAACAUGUUUAAACAACCUUCCUCCCACAGACGACUCAUGCUUCACGUGUGUAAAAUGCAGUCGCAAACAUUUUACAGUCAAUACAAGAAAAAAAAAUAAAAACAAGUCCAAUGAAAAGAAACAUGAAAUCAUAAUAAUAGUGAUAAUGGGGGAAAGGAACCAGUAAACAAAUCUGUUGGUUAAAAACGUUAAAAAAUGUUUUUGAGCGUCGGUUGGGUAACAAAAAUAAAAAGAAUUGUUAUCCCAAAAUAAAUGUUAUCCUUUAAUUGCGUGAUUAUAUCCAUAUAUAUUUGUAAAUUCGCGCGUGUAGUUUAUUUCUGCAUUGUUAUUUAACGUUUUUGUUGCCUUGAAGUUUUUUUUUUUCCCCCCCUCCCUUUCCCCUCCCUUUUUUUUAAUGGCUACAGUCCAGACAGACGACAGUCUUAUCUGCACAUGGCAUCACCUGCCAAGGGCCCACUGACAGGGCCCACAACACAACGCAACGCAACACAACACAACGCAACGCAACACACAGGGACGGGUGUGGGUGGAGAAGGUGGGGGGGGAAAUCCGCAUCGUUUAUUUUCCUUCCAGUAGGAAUGCUGCACGGCAAAUAGCCGCCGGACAAGAGGGAGCACCCGGGUCAAGCAGGCCCUGACACACGACACCUUCACAAUUUGUUUGGGACGAUUUAAAAAAAAAUAUAUAUAUUUUUUUUUUAUCAGUGCCAGGAAACCGAGCCUCAGAGAAGGCCCCACCCGUAUUCAGAUCAACUCAAUGUGAACAACGCUGCAACACAUUUGCUAAUUUAAGGACAGGGUUAAAGUGCAUGACAUUAUGGGCAUCAAAUGGUGGAAAGCCAAUGUAAAUGUGCAAUUUCGAUUGGAAUUCAGAUUUUGUCUGAACUAACAAAAGUGCAGAAAUGAAGAGGCAAGGGAAUACAUGUUAUGGAUUGAAUUUAAAUAU
Molecule: messenger RNA, 2526 nt
Organism: Phyllopteryx taeniolatus (common seadragon)
Lineage: Eukaryota; Metazoa; Chordata; Actinopteri; Syngnathiformes; Syngnathidae
Gene: isl2a
Product: ISL LIM homeobox 2a
Exons: 7
Coding region: 231-1226 (331 amino acids)
Biological process (GO): axonogenesis; neuron fate specification; positive regulation of transcription by RNA polymerase II
Cellular component (GO): nucleus
Molecular function (GO): DNA-binding transcription factor activity, RNA polymerase II-specific; cis-regulatory region sequence-specific DNA binding
Source: RefSeq, a predicted model, not a curated record